CUGUCGACCUUCACGCCUACCGCCAUGAAGGCUCCAUUUUUGGAGCAAUUCGCGGAUGCUUCCUGGGAGCAGCGUUGGAACCCAAGUGCCAAAACGUCCGGUGACGAUGGGCAUGAGGAGAUGAACUACGUGGGUCGUUGGAACGUGGAAGAACCUACCGUGUACAAGGGUAUGGAAGGGGAUGCAGGCUUGGUGUUGAAGGAUGAUGCGCGUCGUCAUGCCAUUUCAUCGGCUUUUAAAAAGUCCUUUGACAACAAAGACGGUACCCUCGUGUUGCAGUAUGAAGUCAAGAUGCAAAAGGGACUCGAGUGCGGUGGUGCCUACCUCAAGCUCCUCACCGUCUCGCCUGAGGGUAUUGCUGCCAAGGAGUUUUCCGGUGAUACACCCUACACCAUCAUGUUUGGUCCAGACAAGUGUGGUGCCACCAACAAAAUUCACUUCAUCUUCAGGCACCUCAACCCCAUCACCAAGAAGUAUGAGGAGAAACACCUCACCUCUCCACCUACCGCCAAAAUCUCAAAACUCUCAACCUUGUACACGCUCAUUGUCAAGCCUGACCAGACGUUUGAUAUCAAAGUCAACAACAAGUCUGUCAAGAAGGGUUCUCUCCUGGAAGACUUCACACCUUCCGUCAACCCCUCCAAGGAGAUUGAUGAUCCAAGUGACAAGAAGCCCGAGACGUGGGUGGAUGAAGCCGAGAUUGAUGAUCCUACAGCCACCAAGCCUGAUGACUGGGAUGAAGACGCACCAGAAGAGAUUGAGGAUGCAGAAGCAGUCAAGCCAGAAGGUUGGCAGGAUGAUGAACCACAAACCGUUGCAGACCCAGAAGCAACGAAACCCGCAGACUGGGAUGAUGAGGAAGAUGGCACGUGGCUCGCACCCACCAUUCAAAACCCCAAGUGCAGUGUUGGUUGUGGUCCAUGGAAGCGUCCUAUGAUCAAGAACCCAGCCUACAAAGGUCCCUGGUCUGCUCCAAAGAUUGAUAACCCAGCCUACAAGGGUGAAUGGAGUCCUGCCAAGAUCCCCAACCCCGACUACUAUGAAGACUUGACACCGGCCAACUUUGAGCCCAUGUCGGGUAUUGGCUUUGAGUUGUGGACGAUGCAGGGUGAUAUCUUGUUUGACAACAUCCUCCUCACCCAUGAUGAAUCACAAGCACAAGAACUCUCAAAGGACUGGCAAGUCAAGUUCAAGGCUGAGGAAGCUCAAGAUAAUGCCGCUAAUGCCGCUGCAUCGGAUGAAGCAAAGGACAAGUUCAAGGAUACCUAUGUGUCGAGCUUCUUGGAGAACCCACUCGGUUACGUCAAGCAGGAGGUGGGUCGUUUCAUUCAGCUGGUUCAAGUGGAUCCCGUGUAUGCCGUCAAGGAAUUACCUCAAAUUGCAGGUGGUUUGAUUGCUGCGCUUGUGACGCUCCUUGCAUUGCUCGGUUCGUUGGUGGGUGUGUUGGGUGCUGGUGCACCAGCCGUGAAGAAGGCCGGUAAGAAGGCUGAGACCAAGGCUGUGACAUUGAAGGAAAAAGUGGCCUCGGAAGUG
Protomyces lactucae-debilis is the source of this 1533-nucleotide messenger RNA. RefSeq names its product Calreticulin family-domain-containing protein. The transcript has a single exon. The annotation marks the transcript as partial. The record is from RefSeq and is a predicted model, not a curated record. Lineage: Eukaryota; Fungi; Ascomycota; Taphrinomycetes; Taphrinales; Protomycetaceae. Gene Ontology annotation, cellular component: endoplasmic reticulum; endoplasmic reticulum membrane. Gene Ontology annotation, molecular function: calcium ion binding. Gene Ontology annotation, biological process: protein folding.